This is a messenger RNA of Pyricularia grisea, 1065 nucleotides long. RefSeq lists its product as uncharacterized. The record is from RefSeq and is a predicted model, not a curated record. Bases 1 to 1065 code for a protein of 354 amino acids. NCBI's taxonomy places the organism in Eukaryota, Fungi, Ascomycota, Sordariomycetes, Magnaporthales, Pyriculariaceae. The transcript has a single exon.
AUGACGCAAGAAUCACCAACCAACGGCAUCAACAAGGCAGAUUGUGCAACAUCGUUCCAUCGAUUCUUCGACUUGCCUGGGGAGCUGCGCAAUAAAAUUCUAAAACUUCUGCUCGCACAUCCUCACGGCGUCAGCAUUGGCAGUAAUGGGAGUUUCGUCCGAGUGCCCCCGCGGGAAGGAGACGCCAACGUGGUUGGCGCAACUCUCGAUGGACACCACGGCCAAACAGUCCUGCCCCUCUCGCUCCUGUUGUCAAACAGCAAACUUGCCGAUGAGGCCGAGGCCAUAUUCUACACCGAAAACGUCUUUUACGCCAACGUGAAGACGAGGCGAUCGGCAAAGGAAAACGCCCUGUCUGCCAGCUUCACCAUCCCCAAGCCGGAACCAAAGGAGCUGGGCCGCAAUCACGGCUACCCGAGCGACAGCGACGAUGACGUCGACUACCGCUCGAUCAGCACCCGGACGCCUUGUCGCAACCUCAUGGGAAGUGAGGCUCGCUUCAAGAUCCGGAAGUUGGUUUUGAUCGUGCAGAGGUUCGGAGGUUCUCUUGGGGACGAGGUCGUUCCCGCGCUUCAAGAUCUCGUUCUACGGGGCUCGCUGCGCUGGCUCGAGGUUCGUUUUGAUGAUCAUCAGGUGUCUCGGAAUAUGAUUUCCAGUCCAUCUGUAGCAUGGCAGUCGAGCAGCGGCGCGAUGGGCAGUGCUGGUUCUGUGCAGAAAAGUCUAAAGAGGAGUGAGAAGAUGCUCGGUAGCAACGAGGCUUUCCUUGCAGUGCUCAGGCUGCUCAACGAUCCUGACCUUACCGUCGCCCGUGCCAGCGUUCCGCAAAAGGAGCACUCACCCCUCUGGUGUCAGUUUCAUGAUGACCAAACCCAGAAAUUUGGCAAUGGAUGUGCGUGGCAUGACAAAACAACCUGCCAUGAUGAUCCGCACGACAAUUUCUCGUUUCAGGCAAGCAAAGGCUCGCCUGCGACUGUUGGUUUCACAGCUCAAGGUUGGAUUGAGCUUGACCUCAAUGCCAUGCUGCGCAAGUUCAAAGGUGAAGACGCAAAAUGGUGGAGCAUCUAA